Messenger RNA from Cylas formicarius (sweet potato weevil), 2288 nucleotides. RefSeq names its product longitudinals lacking protein-like. The record is from RefSeq and is a predicted model, not a curated record. Gene Ontology annotation, biological process: regulation of transcription by RNA polymerase II. Gene Ontology annotation, cellular component: nucleus. Bases 966 to 2174 code for a protein of 402 amino acids. Gene Ontology annotation, molecular function: protein binding. Lineage: Eukaryota; Metazoa; Arthropoda; Insecta; Coleoptera; Brentidae. The transcript is spliced from 5 exons.
AAAUUUUGAGAAGGCCCAUUCAACAUGCGCAUGCACGAGGUUUGAAAUCGCGUUUUUAAUCGGUUGCCUUACUGCGGCAUUUAACAGCUAACAUGGCCGCCGACAGCUAGUCAUUGCGACUAGUGAUUUUCUGAAAAUUCAGAUUUCGUGAAAUGUUAUGGGAAAAUGAGUUAAGUGCGUGGAGAUCGCUGUUUAGACAGAAAAUGGCGCUAAGUGCAGGUUAAAGGGUGUACUUUAGGGGCGGCAAUAUGAAAGUUUCGGCCACAUUUUAUCAUUAUAGUCCGGCAACAAGCAUUAUCAACUCAAUUAUUAAUAAAAAAUUUAUAUAUCAUAGAAUAUGCGUAUUAAAAAAAAUUAAAACUUCACUUCUGAUUAUCAGAUUAGUGGCUAUAAAUUACGUUUUCCUGCUAAUUAUAUGAAACAAAAAUGGAAUGACUUCUUGUAAAUUUGUAGAGUGCCCGAUAAGCAUGGCGGAAGUUGGGACAUGCCCACGUAGGCGUGGUCAGAUACCGCUAAUAAUAAUGUUGAAGGGUCUGAAAUAUCUAACAUUUUUGUUAUAUACCUCAUAUAGUAUAUAACGCGUUUGGCUCACGCUGUCGGCAAAGCUACAUUACCCCGAUAUAUUUUAUUUAUAAAUUUAUCUAAAACAAAUACUAAUUAAAACUCAUUUCAGCGUAGCACGUAAAAAUAAUACGUAUAAUUGGUUGCAUGCUUCGAGUUGCCCUUGCUUCGAGCACAGUGUAUGUGGUUAGAACGGCAUCAAUCGCUCACGAAGUUCAACGCGAUUCUGCGAAGCGAGCUAUGAACGCGAGAUUUUGCGUGAUGAAUAAUGUCAAAUUUCAGCUUCGCAAACUGCGAAAUAAGGCGAUAUUUAUCAGUUCUAAAUAAGUCAUUUGUGUCGUAACAAAAUGAUAAUAUAUUCCGUAAUAAAAUAAUACAAACCGAGAAACUUAACGAUAUAAAUAAUGUUGAAGAAAAAUAUCGACAUUUUGGGUUUCCCGGCACUCUUAUCCACGGUGGCGUGGCAAGAUACGCGGAUAUCGAUUAAAAUAAGACAGAGAUUUUUGUCGCGACAUCCGCGCGACAGAACGAACCGUGCAACAUCAAGUCGCCGCGGCCGCGACGACCGACACAAAACAAAAGAUCCCGGCGCGACUGACGAUAACAUGGCGACGGACGAAAACGACGAUCAACGGUUCUGUCUCAGAUGGAACAAUUUUCAAUCGAACAUUUGGUCGCAGUUCGACGUCUUGAGAUGCGACGAGGAUUUCACCGACGUGACGAUCGCUUGCGAGGGACGACGGGUGCGGGCGCAUAAAAUAAUAUUGUCCGCUUGUAGUCCGUAUUUUAAGGAGCUUUUCAAGGACAAUCCCUGCAGCCACCCGAUCAUAUUCAUGAGAGACGUCGGGGUGGAGCAUAUCGCCGCCCUAAUGGAAUUCAUGUACGCGGGAGAGGUGAACAUUUCGCAGGAGAAUUUGUCGGCAUUCCUCAAGAUCGCGGAUUCGUUGAAAAUCCGCGGUCUGUCCGACGUCCCAUUCGAUCGGAAAACCGGCAACGUCGCGCCCGAAGUCGACCCGCCAAUGGAGACGAGCGGCCACCAUAACGUGUCAGAUACGAAGGUAGGACCCGGUCGUCUUGAAGAUGUAACGACUCCUCCAGAACGCGAAGCGACGGUUAAAUUCGAACCCGUCGAUUUCAGAAACGACGGCAACACCGCCGGCGAUUGUACGGUGUUCUCGGAAUGUAAUCAAGAAUUUGACUGCAACGAACUUGGGAUAGAACAAGGAGAAUUAGGAUACGUGAAGAAAAGGUAUAUUAGGGACACGUUUCCUUCCGGUAGAGAUUCCCGCAAAUUGCACUCGUUGGACCCGAGGCCUUGCGACGAGUGCGGAAAAGUCUACAGCAACCUUUCGAACCUUAGACAGCACAUGAAGCUGAUCCAUCACCCGACGUACGUCACCUGCAGCGACUGUCACAGGCAGUUCAAAACCGACCUGUACCUGCGUAGGCACGUGCUGAGCGCUCACGGCUACGUCAGUCAGGACGUCGCCACGUACAGCGACUUGAACGGCGCGAGCCAAACUAGGAAUUGCGGCUACAAAGGCCUGCGCGGUGCGGCAACGUUGCACAAUUUCAACGGUCGAGACGGGAAUUACUUGAAAAUGUCUUACUAAAGUUUAUUUUAUGGAGCGUUUUCGUCGCCCUCCGCCCUCCGUUGCCGUGACGGUUAGUCGCAAGUGUGUCACGGAAUUUGUUGUUAAUUUAAAAUAUGCAUUUAAUAUAUAAUU